This is a messenger RNA of Antechinus flavipes (yellow-footed antechinus), 6111 nucleotides long. It is a transcript of the gene ADGRA2, whose product is annotated as adhesion G protein-coupled receptor A2. The coding region runs from base 521 to 4531 and encodes 1336 amino acids. The transcript is spliced from 19 exons. Gene Ontology annotation, biological process: sprouting angiogenesis; G protein-coupled receptor signaling pathway; central nervous system development. The record is from RefSeq and is a predicted model, not a curated record. Gene Ontology annotation, molecular function: protein binding; G protein-coupled receptor activity. Gene Ontology annotation, cellular component: Wnt signalosome; plasma membrane. Lineage: Eukaryota; Metazoa; Chordata; Mammalia; Dasyuromorphia; Dasyuridae.
GGAGGCGCUAGGGCCUUGCGGAUGGGUCGACUCGUGCAGGGGAGGGAACGAGCGAGGGAGGAAGGAGGGGGCUGGGGCUAGGGCAGGAGGCGGCGGCGGCGGUGGGAGAGGCGCCGGAGCUGCCUCCAUCCAUGGCACGGAGCGGCGGCGGCGGCGGCGGCGGCAGGAGCCCAGCCCAAUCCGUUAGAUCCCAGUGGAGUGCGCAGCGGGCGAGUGCCACCGAGGGGAUCAGCCCGGCGGGGCGCAGUGGCCGCUCCAGUGCGAUCAGCCCCAGCCCGAGCCCCUCUGACAGCCGCGUCCUCCCCUCCGGGGCGCGCCGGCAGGGGCCCGGAGCUCGCCGGACAUGCCCCGUGGGCGCGACGGCGGGGACCCCCGGGCUCUCCUCCGCCUAGGGCUCCCCGCCCGGCCCAUGGGAGCCCCCGGCCCCAGCUAAGCCGUCGCCCCAAAGCCCGUGUCCGCGCCCGCUUCUGGUUGUACCCCAGUGCCAGCGCUGUCCGUCCCCGCGAGGGACGAUGGGCUGAUGGGCGCCGGGGGCCGCAGGAUGCGAGGGGCGGCCGCCGUACUGCUGCUGGUGGUGCUGCUGCUGGCCCUAGACUCCGGGGGUGCCCGGGGCUGCCCGGUGCCGAUCCGCAGCUGCAAGUGCUCGGGAGAGAGGCUCAAAACCCUGAGCGGCGGCGCACCCAACCCGGCUCGAAGGAGAGUGAUGUGCAUUGGCGGGGACCUCCCAGAGCCGCCGGAGCCUGGCCUCCUGCCCAAUGACACCGUUAUCCUGCUCCUAAGCAAUAACAAGCUCACCGGGCUCCGGAACGGCUCUUUCUCUGGACUUCACAUGUUGGAGAAACUGGACCUGAAGAACAAUCUCAUCAGUACAGUGCAUCCUGGUGCCUUCCUGGGACUGGGAGAGUUGAAGCGCUUAGAUCUCUCCAACAACCGAAUUGGCUGUCUUUCUUCUGGAGCUUUCCAGGGCCUUAACAACCUGAACCGCUUAAACAUGUCUGGGAACAUCUUCUCUAGCCUAUCAGCUGGGGUGUUCGAUGAGCUUCCAGCCUUGAAAGUUGUGGACUUUGGCACAGAAUUCCUGACCUGUGACUGCCACCUCCGCUGGAUACUGCCAUGGGCCCGUAACCAUUCUGUACAACUGUUUGAGCGGACACUCUGUGCCUAUCCCAGCUCCCUCCAUGCCCAGGCCCUUCGAAGUCUCCAAGAUACCCAGCUCCAUUGUGCGGGUGCCCUGGAGCUGCACACUCACCACCUGAUUCCCUCGCUGCGCCAAGUGGUGUUCCAAGGUGAUCGGCUUCCCUUCCAGUGUACCGCCAGUUACCUGGGCACUAGUACCCGCAUCCGCUGGUACCAUAACCGGGUACCUGUGGAGGGGGAUGAGGAAGCAGGCGUUAUCCUAGAGGAGAGCCUGGUCCACGACUGUACCUUCAUCACCAGCGAAUUAAUUCUGUCUCACAUUCAUGUGUGGGCAUCUGGUGAAUGGGAGUGCUCCGUCUCUACUGCCCAAGGCAACGCCAGCAAAAGGGUGGAGAUCGUCGUGUUGGAGACUUCAGCCUCCUACUGCCCCGCUGAGAGAGUCGCCAACAACCGGGGAGACUUCAGGUGGCCCCGAACGCUGGGAGGGAUCACAGCCUAUCAGUCCUGCCUUCAGUACCCCUUCACUUCAGUGCCCCUCAGCGGGGGCACUCCGGGCACCAGAGCCUCCCGACGCUGUGACCGAAGCGGGCGAUGGGAGCCAGGGGACUAUUCCCACUGCCUCUACACCAACGAUAUCACCCGUGUGCUCUAUACCUUCGUGCUGAUGCCCAUAAAUGCUUCCAACGCCCUGACCUUGGCACACCAGCUGCGGGUCUACACAGCCGAGGCAGCGGGCUUCACAGACAUGAUGGAUGUGGUCUACGUGGCACAGAUGAUCCAGAAAUUUCUGGGCUACGUUGACCAGAUUAAGGAGCUGGUGGAGGUGAUGGUGGACAUGGCCAGUAACCUAAUGCUUGUGGAUGAACACCUGCUCUGGCUGGCCCAGCGGGAGGACAAGGCCUGCAGCGGGAUCAUCGGGGCCCUGGAACGCAUCGGAGGGGUCGCCCUCAGCCCCCACGCCCAGCACAUCUCUGUGAAUUCAAGGAACGUGGUGCUGGAGGCCCACCUCAUCAAACCCCACAGCUACGUGGGCCUCAGCUGUACAGCGUACCAGAAGCGGGAGCCGGCGGUCUCAGGGCCUCGGCCAGGGCCCCCUGGACUAGACCCCCAGCCUGAGCAGGAGACCCUCGCUGAUCAACAACUCCGUUUCCGCUGUACCACUGGGCGGCCCAAUAUCUCCCUGUCCACUUUCCAUAUCAAGAACAGUGUGGCCCUGGCUUCCAUCCAGCUUCCCCCCAGCCUGUUCUCAUCCCCUCCGGCUGCACUGGCCCCCCCAAUACCCCCGGACUGCACCCUGCAAUUGCUCGUCUUCCGUAAUGGUCGCCUUUUCCGUAGCCAUGGCAACACCUCCCGGCCUGGAACCACAGGGCCCAGCAAGAGGCGUGGAGUGGCCACUCCUGUGAUCUUUGCCGGAACCAGUGGCUGUGGUGUUGGGAAUCUCACAGAGCCGGUGGCUGUCUCCCUAAGGCACUGGGCUGAAGGGGUGGAUCCUGUAGCAGCUUCAUGGAGCAUGGAAGGGCCUGGAGGUCCAGGAGGCUGGACUUCUGAGGGCUGCCAGCUCCACUCCAGCCAGUCCAAUGUCAGCUCCCUGUACUGCCAGCACCUUGGCAACAUUGCAGUGCUUAUGGAGCUGAGCACUUUCCCCCGGGAAGCAGGAGGCCCAGGUGCAGUUCUGCAUCCCGUUGUAUACCCCUGCACUGCCCUGCUGCUCCUUUGCCUCUUUUCUACCAUCAUCACCUACAUCCUCAAUCACAGCUCCAUCCAUGUCUCGAGAAAGGGCUGGCACAUGCUGCUGAACCUGUGCUUCCACAUGGCCAUGACUUCGGCCGUCUUUGCAGGCGGCAUCACCCUCACCAACUACCUAAUUGUCUGUCAGGCGGUGGGCAUCACCCUGCACUACUCAUCGCUGUCCACGCUGCUCUGGAUGGGGGUGAAAGCUCGCGUUCUCUACAAGGAGCUGACCUGGAGGGCCCCACCGCCUCAGGAAGGGGAGCCAGCCCCGCCCACUCCCCGGCCAAUGCUCCGGUUCUAUCUUAUUGCUGGAGGCAUCCCUCUCAUCAUCUGUGGUAUCACUGCGGCUGUCAACAUCCAUAAUUACCGGGAUCAUAAUCCCUACUGUUGGCUGGUGUGGCGCCCUAGCCUGGGAGCUUUCUACGUGCCCGUGGCGCUGAUCCUGCUGAUCACCUGGAUCUACUUUCUAUGUGCAGGGCUGAGCUUACGGGGCCCCCAGGCGCAGGGCCCCAAAGGGAGCCACAGCAGAGCCUCCCUGGAGCCGGGGGAGGACCUCCGGGGUCCGGCCAGGCUCCAAGGCAGCGGCCCCCUCCUGAGUGACUCGGGUUCCCUCUUGUCUGCUUCGGGCGGAGGAGUGAUUUCCGCGGGACAUCCGGGGGAUGGGGAUGGCAUUUAUUCCCCCGGGGCCCAGCUUGGGGCGCUGGUGACCACUCACUUCUUGUACCUGGCACUGUGGGCCUGUGGGGCCCUGGCAGUAUCCCAGCAGUGGCUGCCCAGCGUGGUGUGCAGCUGUUUGUAUGGGGUGGUAGCUGUGGCCCUGGGGCUCUUCGUCUUCUCCCACCACUGUGUCAGAAGGAGGGACGUCCGGGCCUCCUGGCAGGCCUGCUGCCCCUCGUCCCCUCCUUCCACUCGCCCCCUGCCCAGGCCCCUGUCCACCAUCCUAGAGGACGGCUCUCCAGUCUUUGCCGAGGGGCACUCCUCCCUUAAAUCUUCCCCCAGUGGCAGCAGCAGUCACGCCCAACAUUCGAGUCCCUGCAAGCUGACCAACCUGCAGCUAGCCCAGAGCCAGGCCUGCGAUGCGGGUGUGGGAGCCCUCGCGGAAGAGCCGGACGCCGGGGGCCCUCGGGGGCCUGCUCCCCGCCACCCCAACAACGUGCAUCACGCCCGUCGGGGGCACAAGAGCCGGCCUAAGGGGCAUCGUGCCGGGGACGCGGGAGGCAAGCACCGCCUGAAGGCGCUUCGGGGUGGAUCGGCGGCGGCUCUGACCGGGCCGUCCGAGUUGCAGUCCAGCGAGAGCGGCAGCCUGCACAACAGCCCAUCCGACAGCUACCCGGGCAGCAGCCGCAACAGUCCCGGCGCCGGGCCGGGCCCGGACCCGCGGGAAGCAGAGCCCACGCUCAGCCCCUCCGAGGGCAGCGACACCAGUGGGGCCCCGGGGCCCGAGGCCGGACGCGCGGCCCAGCGGCGUUGUGCCAGCCGGGACAACCUCAAGGGCGGCGGGGGGCUGCUGGAGGAGAGCAAGCGUCGCUCCUACCCGCUCAACACCGCUAGCCAGAACGGAGCCUUGAAGGCCGGGAAAUACGACAUCAACCUAGGGAGCACAGAGACUGGUGCUGGUGGCUGCAUGAAGACGGGCCUCUGGAAAAGCGAGACCACCGUGUAGCUCGAAGGGCUUGUGGGAGCAGUAGGGAACACGCACUCACUCACGCACCCUGAUCACGGAGGGCCAAGCUGGGGAGCUCUGGCUGUACCUCAUAAGGUUCCCCACAUUGGUGGCAGCCCAAGGCAGCACCUCUCCUCGACAGUAAGGCAGAUGCCAGUCCACGAACACUAUUCCUCAACUUUCCUAGAGGAGGGGCAACUUCCUGAGGGGAGAUUUUCCAAAGGAUGACAAUCUUUGGGGCACACAAUAGCCUGGUGCUUCCCUUCUACCCCACCCCCCACCCUCCUUAAGUGUGUCUGUCCAGGAUCCUUGAUUCCGUCCAGCAAGGCCACCUAGUCCAGGGAGCAACUCUCCCCACAGAAAAAGGGCAGCUUGUGGGGGCCCAGGAAGGUUCCACUGUCUCACUCACGUGUCAAUUGAUCAGAAGAGCAUCUGGGGGAGUUUUUCUGCCACCUCAGUUUUCUUGAAAGGUCUAAAGCCUCGUUUUUAGAACCAGGCCCCAUGGGUUAAUCAGAGGAGGCUGCUGCUUUGAAAGGCAACUAUGCAAAGGCAAGGAGGGUGAUCUUCAGAAGGGAAACUGGGAAAUGGGCAAGAAAGCUGAGAUUUGUUCAGAUAGAACCAAAGAGUAGGGUGUUACCUUUGACCUAAAGUGCCUAAUUCAAGCUUAAUAUUUCAUUACAAAACUGGGGUCAAAGAUAAACUAUCCCUAGACUUGAAAAGUUGAUCGUGUCAGGGGCUUUGAAGGCAAGAAGAACCAAAGCUAAGGAACAGGAACUGCUAUUUUAGUUCCCAGAGUAGCCAUGGAGGAGCCAUGCUGGGGCUUCAGUGUUGGAAACACUUUUUGAAGCCCAGUUCUCUCUCAGGCUUUGGCCCUGGAGGGCCUGAGAGAAAAUGAAUUUCCUCUUCCUGAAUAAGAGCAUAUAACAGAGCUCCAGGGAGUCCUCUCAGACCCCAGCUCUGUGGCCAUAAAGUGCCUCUCAGGUCAAGCCAGCUUCCUGUUCUCACUGGGACCUCUGCAAGGCAGUAGCUGAAGCGUCUGGUGGAGAUCUUCCCCCACUCAUGCUGCAUAGUUCAGUUUUGCCUUCAUUUUCUAUCCCCUCAUUUCCCCACCCCCACCCCUGGGCCUUAAGCUGUCUCCUAAAGAAACUGCCCACAGUGCCUUUUGGAGAGAGGGAGAGGGUGAGAGACCUAAGAAGCAGAGAUCAACUCUGUUCAUGCUUCUCUGUUCUUGUCCUUAUAUGUCACCCAAAGUCCAUAAGGAGGGCAUAGGGGAGAGGGAGAUCCCAUUCUUUAGGGGUGGGUUCUGUUAUUUACGCUUGCUGCACAGAGACUAUAUUAGAGAAAGAAAGAAAAAAAGCUUUGUAUUAUUCUUCCACAUAUUCUGGCUGCUGUUUACAUACCCUGCCAAUGCCUUAGCACUGGAGAGCUUUUGCAAUAUGCUGGGGAAAAGGGACUUGAGGGGAGGGAAUGAAAAGUGCCAAAGAAAACUUGUUUUUUAAAAACUCGGGUUUUAUACGAUAGAAUGUUUUCUAGCAGAUGCCUCUUGUUUUAAUAUAUUAAAGAUUUGCAAAGUCCCAUGA